AUGACGAAGAAGAGAAUCGAACCCAACCCAGCUAAGGUGAAGGCCAUCUUGGAAAUGCAGCCGCCCACCACCAUCCGGGAGGUCCAACAGCUGACCGGGAGACUGGCUGCCCUUAGCCGAUUCUUGUCUAAGUUGGCGGAAAUGGCGUUGCCUUUCUUCAGAACGCUAAAAAAGAUCAACGGGUUUACUUGGGACGAGGAAUGCCAAGCGGCGUUCAAAGAGUUGAAGGAGUACCUGAUGUCCCCGAUCGUCCUCUCCAAGCCGGAGCCGGGCGAAGACCUGGACAUCUAUCUUGCCGCCUCCGACCGGGCCGUAAGUGCUGUACUAUGCCGCACGGAUCUUGAGGGCAUACAACGACCGGUCUAUUAUGUCAGCCAUGCUCUCCAAGGCCCGCAACUCAGAUACUCCCGUUUGGAAAAGAUGGUCUUUGCCCUCUAUGCAGCUGCGAAGAAGCUCACCCCUUACUUCCAAGGGCGAGUCGUCCGCGUAUUAACCGACCAACCAAUUGGAGCUGUCCUCCGAACGGCCUCCUCCUCCGGACGCCUUGUCAAAUGGGCGAUGAUGCUAACACAGUUCGCGAUUGAGUACAGGCCCAGACCGGCCAUUAAGGGACAGGCGUUGGCUGAUUUUGUUGUGGAAUGCACUGCCCGUGAGGCCCCGACCGCAGACCAGACGGUCCAAGACGCCUCAUGGUGGGAAGCCGCUACCGACGGGUUAAGCAGCCGGAAAGGUUCAGGUGGAGGAGUUGCCAUCACAAGCCCCGAAGGAUUUAAGGUGUAUUACGCUCUGAUCUACCAGUUUUCUCCCACGAACAACGAGGCGGAGUAUGAAGCCUUUGUCGCGGGAUUGCAAUUUGCAAAGGACCUAGGAGCGGAAUACGUACAGGCCCGGACGGACUCGUCCCUAGUGGUGGGGCAGGUCUUAGGAGAUUUCGAAGUCAAUGGCGAACGUCGAGGGCGCUACCGAGAUUUGGCGAUCGAACGAUUGACCGUUUUCAAAGCAUACGCCGUGCGGCAUGUCCCCCGGCUGGACAACGCCGAUGCGGACAUCCUCUCAAAAUUAAGUGUGGAAGCACCAGAGCACAUCUCCCGGAUGGCCCGUGUCCUCUUCAUACCAUAUCUAUCCAUCGACCACCGCCAGGUCAUGCCGGUUCAACCGGUCGAGGAAAGUUGGAUCACUGACAUAAUGGGGUACCUAGAGGACGGUAGGCUCCCGCCUGACGAAACGAGAGCGCGAAAGGCGAAGCUUUGA
Molecule: messenger RNA, 1251 nt
Organism: Ipomoea nil (Japanese morning glory)
Lineage: Eukaryota; Viridiplantae; Streptophyta; Magnoliopsida; Solanales; Convolvulaceae
Exons: 1
Coding region: 1-1251 (416 amino acids)
Molecular function (GO): nucleic acid binding; RNA-DNA hybrid ribonuclease activity
Source: RefSeq, a predicted model, not a curated record